Molecule: messenger RNA, 2520 nt
Organism: Strongylocentrotus purpuratus (purple sea urchin)
Lineage: Eukaryota; Metazoa; Echinodermata; Echinoidea; Camarodonta; Strongylocentrotidae
Product: extracellular serine proteinase
Exons: 13
Coding region: 46-1932 (628 amino acids)
Biological process (GO): proteolysis
Molecular function (GO): serine-type endopeptidase activity
Source: RefSeq, a predicted model, not a curated record
UGUGCUGAGCUUGGGGAAGUAACAUACACCGAUGUAUUUGCAGAAAUGAAAGUUCUCCUAGUCGUUCUCUUAGCGACCGCUGUAGCUUCGCAACUGAUUGCGCCAUUGAUAACAGUUGAUGAACCCAUUCCCGGGCGUUAUAUCGUCAAACUCAAGGAAGGACGGAAGUUGGAUGAUGUCGCUUUCAAACUAGAUGGCGCCAAAAUUCUACGCACAUACAAAAAUGUGUUCAGUGGAUUCGCCGCCGAUCUCAGCGAUCGUCUGGUUGAACGACUCCGUAAAUCUGAUGCCGUUGAAUACAUCCAAGAAGACGGAAUAGCAUACGCCAGCGCAGUCUCAUCAUGGGGGCUCGAUCGCAUUGACCAGAUCAAUCUCCCACUCGAUGAUACCUACAACCAAGUACUCGGAGACGGUGAGGGGGUAAGCGUGUACGUCCUCGAUACAGGAAUCAAUCUCAACCACCAGGACUGGGUAGGACGAUCUUCAUAUGGCAUAGAUACACACGGAGGAACUGGUGAGGAUUGCAAUGGCCACGGAUCUCACUGCGCAGGUACAAUCGGUGGAACUCAGUACGGUGUCGCCAAGGCGGCAAAACUCAUCGGAGUUCGUGUACUCUCAUGUGCAGGAUCAGGCGCUUUUUCCCAGAUAAUUGAUGGUUGUGAUUGGGUAGCUGGGAACGCCACCCUGCCUGCUGUAGCUUCCAUGUCGCUUGGUGGUGGUGCUAACCAAGCAACCGAUGAUGCCAUCCAGCGAAUGAUUGAUGCUGGUAUCACUGUGGUUGUAGCAGCGGGGAAUAGUAACACGGAUGCCUGCAACACCUCACCAGCUCGAUCUGAACCUGCAAUCACUGUCGCAGCAUCAGAUAUUACAGACACUAGGGCUUCCUUCUCUAACUACGGUACCUGUUGUGAUAUCUUUGCACCUGGCGUGGAUAUUACAUCAGCUUGGUAUGGCGAACCAGAUGCUACUAACACCAUCAGUGGUACCUCUAUGGCUUGCCCACAUGUAGCAGGUGCUGCGGCGGUAAUACUUGCUAACGAUCCCGGUCUCACCCCAAGUGAAGUGAAAGAAGCCCUUCAACUUAAAUCUAUCGGUGAUGCUGUACAAGAUCCACAGUACGGAUCACCCAACCUAUUACUCUACAUAGGGGAAGGAUCAGGAGGUGGAUUCAUCCCUACACCACCACCACCACCACCAGGCUGUGGUGGGCUAUUCGACUCACCGUCGGGAACGUUCACCAGUCCAUAUUACCCAGGUAGCUACGAUAACAGUAUGAACUGCGAGUACCUUAUUUCGACCACGGAUGAACAGCAAGUAGUGUACGUGACCUUUGAAUUCUUCGAUCUCGAGUCCCAAAGCACCUGUAACUACGAUUCGCUCACGGUAUAUGAUGGAACAAGCACGAGCGAUCCUGUGUUAGCGACUUUGUGUGGUAACACCAUUCCUGAUAGCUUGACAAGCAGUGGCAUGAGCAUGUUCCUCGUGUUCAAAACUGAUAGCAGUGUUACUAGGAAUGGCUUUUCUGCAUCAUACCAAGCUGUAGAGAGCGGAGGAGGAGGAUUCAUCUCUACACCACCACCACCAGGCUGUGGUGGGCUAUUCGACUCACCGUCGGGAACGUUCACCAGUCCAUAUUACCCAGGUAGCUACGAUAACAGUAUGAACUGCGAGUACCUUAUUUCGACCACGGAUGAACAGCAAGUAGUGUCCGUGACCUUUGAAUUCUUCGAUCUCGAGUACCACACCACCUGUUACUGGGAUUCGCUCACGGUAUAUGAUGGAACAAGCACGAGCGAUCCUGUGUUAGCGGUUUUGUGUGGUAACACCAUUCCUGAUAGCUUGACGAGCAGUGGCAGGAGCAUGUUCCUCGUCUUCAAAACUGAUAGCAGUGUUACUAAGAAUGGCUUUUCUGCAUCAUACCAAGCUGUGUAGAGCGGAGGAGGGUACUAAUCAAGGAAGGAUCACAGCAAGAGUUCAAACUAGCCUUAAUAUUUGAAAACAUCUAUCACCAGAAAAUAAUUUUACAAAUGAUUGAGUACAAUACCUUGAUUCUUUAACGUCAGAGGUUCCAAUUAGCCGACAUUUGUAGGCGGAGGCGAUUGAAACAUAUUCUAUGUUUUUUGAGGUUUUAUGAGGCACAGUUAAUUUGUGGAAUCAUUAAGCACAACAUAUAAACGUACAGUUCUAUAAUCAAUUAUGGGCAUAUAUUUUAAGAUUUCCAAGCCUCGACAUUGAGAACUUUUUGAGAUAUAGCGUAAAAAGUAUACCAUUUUAUUGGCAGUUUCCAAUAAACCCAUUUUUAUGAAUUUACCGCAUUUUUUCGCUAACAGUAUCAAAUAUUGAAAUAUUCCGCUACAGAUUCCUCACAAAAACUGUAUAAUUAUGAAUGUCAGGAUACACACAACUUUAUGUUGCCAAUCCCGAGGGUGUUAUGUAUGCUUAACAACUCAUCUACUUUUAUUUUCCCGCUUUCUUUAGCAUAAUAUUAUAAGAUAUUCCGGUCAUAUGAAUAGUGAAUGA